AGUCACUCAUUCACCACCACAUUCAUUCACAAUCACCACCACCACAACCACCACAACUGGCCAUCAACCCCACAAUCACUCACCAUCACCCCACAAUCACUCACCAUCACCACCACAACACACUCCUCAGCUCCUUCACUUGCCUCCCUAAGACCGGCGUCCGAAGCGGGCCAAGGCGCGCUGCCGUGUCCCGCGGCGCCUGCCUGGGGCGGGGGCCGGGGGGUGGCGGGGCCUUUCAUCCUGCACUAACACACGUCCUGCAUCACGUCGGGAAUGACGAGGACGUGUCUUACUCGGCACUUCCCGCGCCACAAGGCGGCGCCACAAUUGGCGGUGUUCGGACGCGGCCAAUAUCAGGGAGCAGCGAUUUGUCGGAGCCGCGCUCAGGCACAAUAUUUGGAAAAUGGUGGCGGGAGAGGCGAAAACUUUGGUCAAACAACUGUGCUCUGAUUGGUCCACACCGAUCAAUGUUUGUCCCAACACGCCUCUGAUUGGCCGCGAGGCGGAGCCUGGUCAGGUGGGCAGGCCGCGGGGAGGAGGGAGCCAAUGGGCGCGCGACGCGCUAAGGGGCGCGGGGCGGAGCGUGGCGACGGACACAGUUAUUCUUAAGUCGGUAUCGCCCCUCGGAGGACAACAUUAAUCAGCGGCAGCAGCGGGAGGCGGCGUGUGACAGUGUGACCUCACGUGUGUGUGUCGACCCGCCGCGGCUCACCAUGGACUCGGUGUGUGGGCGCGAGUCGUCCGUAUCGCCGCCCACAGUGGUGGCGCCCGUGGCCCUCAAGGCCUCGCCCCUGAACGAUGCCCACCAGCCCGCGACGCCGACGGAGCAGCAGCGGCUGCUGUACCAGCUGGCCCUGGCCGAGAGGCUGCGUCUGGCCUCCGCCGGCCUGGCCUGGGCCCGCCCGCCCCUCUCCGCCCACCCGCACGUCCCCCACCCGCACCACCCACAGGAGCACAGCGUGGUGGGCGGCAUGGUGGGCGGCCUCAUGGGUGGGCCCUUCAUGGGCGGCCUGGGCGCCCCACUUAUGGGAGGACUGGGAGGAGCGCUACUGGGUGGCGGGCAGGGCAGCGCGGCAGCAGCAGCGGCAGCAGCAGCAGCCGGGUACCCGCCGGGCCACCCGCUGCACGCGUACGGCUACCGCCUGGUGGACCCGCGCAGCCUGCUGCCCCGCGGGCCCGAGGAGCCCAAGCCGCAGCACUCGUACAUCGGGCUGAUCGCCAUGGCCAUCCUAAGCAGCCCGGACAAGAAGCUCGUGCUCAGCGACAUCUACCAGUACAUCCUGGACAACUACGCCUACUUCCGCUCCCGCGGCCCCGGCUGGCGCAACUCCAUCCGCCACAACCUGUCCCUCAACGACUGCUUCAUCAAGGCGGGCCGCUCCGCCAACGGCAAGGGCCACUACUGGGCCAUCCAUCCCGCCAACCUCGACGACUUUAGCCGCGGUGACUUCCGCCGCCGCCGCGCCCAGCGCCGCGUCAGGAAGCAUCUCGGCUUGGCCGUCGACGACGACUCUUCCCCGGAGCCGCCCUCCCCCACGCCAGCACUAACUGCCGCCCACGACUCACCCACGGCCGCCCACCUGCCACACACGACCGCCCUCACCGCCUCGGACGAGGGGUCGCAGGCCCAGGCGUCGCUGCCACAGCCUCCCGUGGCUCGGAAACGACAGUUUGACGUCGCGAGUUUGUUGGCGCCAGACGACAAGCUUCCUAAAACCCGCCGCCACGGCCCGGAACACGCCCACGACGCCGCCCACGACCACAGCGAGAUCGACGUUGUGUGCGACGACCCGGGCGACGACCACCGCCCCGGAGCGCCCACCUCUCCCAGCCACACUUCCGCCGCCCCCGAGGACGAGGACGACGAGGAGCCGCAGCCGUGGUCCCUACUGGGUUGGGUGUCCGGGGCGCCGUGGCCGCUGCCGCCCGUCAAACCCGAGGAGCCAGACCCUCGUCCCGCCGCCCGAGACCCGCCGCCCGCCCAGUGAGCCGCGCCGCCGCCUCCCGCCGCCACGCCCUCAGGCUGCGGGAGGAGGCCCACCUGUGAUAGCUCGCCUCAUUGUCCUGUAAUUAUUAGUUUUUAUGAUGUGUAUUAAUAAAACUGACGACUGCUUAA
This is a messenger RNA of Scylla paramamosain (green mud crab), 2116 nucleotides long. Its product is annotated as hepatocyte nuclear factor 3-gamma-like. Gene Ontology annotation, molecular function: RNA polymerase II cis-regulatory region sequence-specific DNA binding; DNA-binding transcription factor activity, RNA polymerase II-specific. Lineage: Eukaryota; Metazoa; Arthropoda; Malacostraca; Decapoda; Portunidae. Gene Ontology annotation, biological process: cell differentiation; anatomical structure morphogenesis; regulation of transcription by RNA polymerase II. The record is from RefSeq and is a predicted model, not a curated record. Bases 714 to 1988 code for a protein of 424 amino acids. The transcript has a single exon.